AUGAGGUACAAGAACAAACCUCCUGACUUCGCUUUUCUGGCAUCCAAAUAUCCAGAAUUUAAGCAGCACGUGCAAAUUAACUUGUCAGGAAGAGUGAGUGUAAAUUUCAAGGAUCCACAAGCAGUGAGAGCCCUGACAUGUACGCUGCUGAAAGAAGAUUUUGGACUUCAGAUUGAUAUACCUUUAGAAAGGCUUAUUCCAACUGUUCCCUUGAGACUUAAUUAUAUCCACUGGGUUGAAGAUCUAAUUGCUCAGCAAGAUACUGCUACUAAAGGUUCUGUUACGUGGGGAAUAGACAUAGGUACUGGUGCAUCCUGUAUUUACCCAUUACUUGGUGCAACUUUGAAUGGAUGGUAUUUUAUUGCAACAGAAGUGGAUGAUGUGUGCUUCAGUUAUGCCAAGAAAAACGUAGAGCAAAAUAACUUAUCUGAUCUUAUAAAAGUGGUUAAAGUACCACAAAAAACAUUACUCCUGGAUGCCUUAGAAGAAGAGUCUGAAGUUAUUUAUGAUUUCUGUAUCUGCAACCCUCCAUUUUUUGCCAACCAACUAGAAGCAAAGGGAGUAAAUUCUCGUAAUCCUAGAAGGCCCCCUCCUAGUUCGGUCAAUACAGGAGGCAUAACUGAGAUCAUGGCUGAAGGAGGAGAGCUAGAAUUUGUCAAGAGAAUCAUUCAUGAUAGCUUGCAACUUAAAAAAAGAUUAAGGUGGUAUAGUUGUAUGUUGGGAAAGAAAUGCAGUUUGGCACCAUUGAAAGAAGAACUACGAAUCCAUGGAGUUCCUAAAGUCACCCAUACUGAAUUCUGCCAAGGUCGUACUAUGCGGUGGGCCCUGGCUUGGAGCUUCUAUGAAAAUGUCAAAGUUCCAUCACCUCCUUCUAAGAAAAGGAAACUAGAAAAACCUCGGAAACCAAUCACAUUUCUUGUCUUGGCAUCUACAGCCAAAGAGUUAGGUAUGAAAGCUUCAUCUGUAGGAAUCAAUGCUGUUGAAGGAUUAGGAGUGGUUGCAGCAUGGAUUAGAAAACUCCUCACUGACCUGAAGGUUCAGCAUAAAACACUUCCGUGUGGAAAAGAUGAGGUCAGCUUGUUUCUAACAGCUGUGGAAAAUUCCUGGAUUCACUUAAGGAGAAAAAAGAGGGACAGAGUUAGGCAAUUACGUGAACUUCCUCGAGCAUCUGAAGAUUUUCUGCAAUCAGCAGAAGAAAAGAAUCAGAAAACAUCCAGCAAUGUCUCUGAGUGUGAAGGAAAUGCAAAUGGGUCUACUGAAAAACCAUCUGAGGUACUUUGUCUUGAUGUUGAGUCAUCAGAGGGCAAUGGACUCAAUAAUGCACCUGCAGUUCAGGAGGAAAAUAUCCAGGGAUACACUGAGGAAAGCAGCAGCACAGAGGAACCAUCCUUUAUUUCAGAAUCCAAAGAUAAUUCCAGUAAUCAAAAUGAAGGGACCAAGACCUUUGCUACUGAUAUCCUGGCUCUUGAAACUGGAAAGAAUGUUAGUACUUCAGGGGAAUGGUUCCUUUUCAAAUGUGUAUUAAUUGUGAAGAAAGAAGGUCCUGAUAUUUUAAUAGAAAUGCACUGGAUUGGUGGACAGAAUAGAGACUUAAUGAAUCAACUGUGCACUUACCUAAAGAAUCAGAUGUUUCGUUUGAUCACAACUUAAAGACGUACAGAUGUAUGGAAGAAUUAUCCUUAUUUUUGUAAUCUUGCUUUUGUAUUUAAUAGCAUUCACAAUGGCACCUCUUAAAGGUAAUAGUUUCUAAAAAUGUCUGAAAUUUGAUGUAUUUAUGAUUAGUUAAAACAAAACAUGAUGUUAAAACAAAAAAUGAAUUGUGCUUACUUUCCACUGGAAUAAUUCAGAUUUAUGUUAUAAUUGUCUUUUCUUACUGAUUUCAGUGAGUCAUAAAUGUAACUAGCUUAAUCUGAAUCAUUUCCCUAUAAUCAUCACCUUUAUAAUCAUUACCUUUGUGUAAUAGAGUUUUAGUAUUUUUGUUUCAGUUUAUCUAUAAAAGAGCAGCUCUGUAAUAGCAUUAAAAAUGUUGUGAAAAA
Protobothrops mucrosquamatus (brown spotted pit viper) is the source of this 2036-nucleotide messenger RNA. RefSeq names its product methyltransferase like 16 (gene METTL16). NCBI's taxonomy places the organism in Eukaryota, Metazoa, Chordata, Lepidosauria, Squamata, Viperidae. Bases 1 to 1650 code for a protein of 549 amino acids. The record is from RefSeq and is a predicted model, not a curated record. Gene Ontology annotation, cellular component: nucleus. The transcript has 10 exons. Gene Ontology annotation, molecular function: 23S rRNA (adenine(1618)-N(6))-methyltransferase activity; nucleic acid binding. Gene Ontology annotation, biological process: rRNA base methylation.